Molecule: messenger RNA, 2167 nt
Organism: Mytilinidion resinicola
Lineage: Eukaryota; Fungi; Ascomycota; Dothideomycetes; Mytilinidiales; Mytilinidiaceae
Exons: 2
Coding region: 276-1691 (471 amino acids)
Source: RefSeq, a predicted model, not a curated record
ACGUCUGGUUCGUUCGAAUACCUAAGUACUCUUUGCAAAGUGAUUGUGGCUGUGCAUCAAAAGCAAAUCCUGGAUGCGGGGCUUCCGGCAUAUGUAGAGAUACUAGCGAGGCUGAGAAACUCGAUCGAUAUAUAGUCUGUACAUUCACGGAGCGAUGAAGCCGAAGCGGAUAGAGCACAAGGUGAAUUCCUCUCACCGACCUCCUUGAAUAAAUCAGAACCUUGGAAGAAGCUGCGGGCCGUGCUCCGACAUCCCCGCCCGCUUGUCGUCGAACGAUGCUCAACACCUCCACCGUCACCUUUCGCUCCAUCGACCGAGACACCGGCACCGCGAUCUCCACCGAACAGAAAGAGGACUGUAGUUUGCACUAUGCCGUCAUCAGAGACUACAUCGACGAAAUCCAGAGAAAACCUCUAUUCCCGAUGCGAUGGACGCGGACGAGGCGUCGUCGCUCCACCUCCGAACUCCUCGGUGCUGUAGAGCAGGUCUCAGACUAUAUCAGAUGGCGGCCAUACAAGAUAACAGAUGGGGUAGAUGGAAUCUGGCUGCUGUCUGAGGCUUCAAUCGAGGCGCAUGGAUCUGACGGAUCAGGGACAGCUAUCCUCACCCCUCAGUUCUAUCAGUCGGCUUCCAACUUAUUACAUGAGCUCAUGAGUAGGCUUGUCGAUGGCGAAGACAUUUCAACGGAUAAGCCAGAAGCAGAAUUGGCUACAGCCUCUCCUGAUGCUGUGGGACUUUGCGUCCCCCAAAGCAAGAUACGAAGCUUUGAAGCCAAUCCAGCCCUGUCCAUUUUGACAAAAUCUCUGGCAACCAGCGGGUCAUUCAUAGCCACAAGCAGCAAAAUAUCAGAUGAUGAGUUGCAAUAUCUUGCGGCGGCCUAUCAAUCAGGAGAUCAAAAUGAGAUGGCAAAAGGAGUCACGUUCGAGGAUGACCCCGAUGAGCAGGCGUUUGAAGGAGCUGUUGCUGGAGAAGAACCGAGCAAUACUGCGAAUGAUUGGGUCUUUGAGUAUCUUCGCGGCGGUAUGCUGUCACAACCGCAAGCCAAUCCUCGUGUCGAAGAGUAUGAGUCUGUUGCAUCUUUUGCUUUUACGAUGGAUGAGAUAUUUCCGCAAACGAAGAAACUUCCACGGCACCGGCACCUCGACUUCAACGAAUCUUCUGUGCAUGGGAAAAAUAGUGGCCAUAGCCUGUUUGGACAAUCUAACCAAUCCGAACGCGACUUCUUCAAAACACCAAAGUCAAUCAUGAGUGGAAAUAGCCCCUUUCGCACGCCACACUCUCGUCUCGGGGGGCUAGAAAGGGCAGUUCAGCCAGGGUCUCCUUCAGCCUGGAAUAAGUACCUUAGAGAAAUAGGUCUCAUUCCAGACCCAUUCGAUGAGAUGGACUGGUCCGGAAGAGGUCAGCACGCCGAGUUUAAUGCUAAUGAGGAAUCUGAUGUUCCCCUCACGCUCGAGAAGGCACUAGGACACAGCGCAACGGCACUAGUGGAAAGCGUACGCUGUCGGCGCAUUCGCCUUGCUCGUAAGACUGUCAUGGUAUCAAGACGCUUGACGAAAGAGGAAGUCAUCAAAGAAGUUGAGAACCUACAACGGCUAAAACAUCCACACGUUAUUCGUGUCGUUGGUACAUACACGCUACCUCGUAAAUUAUCGAUUCUACUAUAUCCUGUUGCUGAGUUCACUCUGGACUAGUUCCUGGAAUCUAUCGAAGACGAACCAAGCGCUGAAAAGAAAUCGGCUCGUUUGUACUCUGUGUCGACGUUUCUGAGAUGUCUCGCAAAGGCACUUGCGUACAUCCACGAAAAUGCAAUGAAACACAUGGAUGUCAAACCGAAGAACCUUCUCGUUCGGGAUUUGAGAAGCAGCACUAUCUGCAACCAAGGACAUUACAAGAUCUACAUUGCAGACUUCGGUAUCGCUCGUUCCUACCGAUCGAUAGAGGAAUGUAAUACCGAAUCUCCCAUCGCAUUUACCAGGAUCUACGCCGCGCCGGAAGUCGUUGCACAGGAACGAAGAGACCAGAAAGCUGACAUCUUCUCUCUCGGAGCCGUUUAUUGCGAGAUGCUUGCUGUCUUAGCACAAGAACAUACAGAAACCUCAAAUCUAGAUGUGCUCACAAACAUCCGCGAGGCCAACCUCGCUGGAAACAAAGCCUACUACGGUAACAU